This is a messenger RNA of Haemonchus placei, 228 nucleotides long. NCBI's taxonomy places the organism in Eukaryota, Metazoa, Nematoda, Chromadorea, Rhabditida, Trichostrongylidae. The record is from the annotation of a GenBank genome assembly.
AUGCACGAUAACGCGGCUGUCCAUGUCAUUCGUUCCACUUCUGAUUGGAUUGCAAGUAGAAAUAUCACAGUUCUCGAGUGGCCUGCACGUUCUCCAGACUUGAGUCCAAUGGAGAAUGUCUGGGCCUUCAUUGUCAAGAAGAUCUACGACGAAGCAAAGCAGUACAACUUAGUCGAAGAGUUCAAACUGUCCAUCUUCGACGCUUGGACAAAUUUGGAUCCCGCUUAG